AUUUGUACAAAAUCAAUGAAAUGCACAUAUAAGUUAAUACAAGAGUAGUGGCAUACAGUCCAACAUCAGUAACUGUCCUAGUGGAGUGCACUGUGUCAGUUUACCUUGCUGUGAUAAUUUACAUUGACAUAGAGAUAACAACUCUUGUAUGUUUUAUUUUGUGACUCACAUCUCCAUGUUUGAUCGUGUUCGCCUGAAUAACCAGUUCUGUACAGUAACGAGUAAUUAGUUCACAUACUGAACUUGUAGCCAUGCAUUUAUCAGAGUUAUAUGAUACAAAAGUUUGUGUUUCGAUAUGUUUGUCCAUAAUAUCUGUCUAUUUAUUGUUACUUACAAUGAUAUGAGAGUCUUAAUCAAGAAUAAAGUUGAGAAUUUAAUCCCGAUGUAGAGCAAUUGCGUUAUAAUCACAACCAAGAUUUAAUAUAAUGAUCAAUAUGAAUUACUACAUAGUUAUUUGGCUGUGUUAUAUUCAUUGCUGCGAAAAUUCAAGAUCUAUGGGUGAUCAUGGUAUCAUUUCCAGUACUGUCUAAAGGACCAUUUUCAAUAGACUUGGAUAAAUCUGUUCGAUACAUUACAUAUAUUUUCAAGGGUAUCAGCUGUGGCAUUGCAGUGUCAACAAUAUUCACCAUCCUUGUACUGAUAGUAACUUCAGAUACUACUUCAACAAGUGAGGUAAUCCUAUCGAUUUGUGUUACUGCGUUUGCUGUGGCUUACUUCUACCUUUGUGUCUACCUUUACAAGGGUGUGGAAGAGCGCAAUCGUACAUGGAUCUUUCCAUGGUUUUUGGUGACUACAGUGGUGGCGUUUGCUCUCAUAAUACUGUUUUUUGUCACACUAUUUAACGGUUUUGGCAUUCUCCAGGUUGUUCUACCAUUUGUUAUCGUAUUUCUGUUCUACUGUAACUGGAUUGUAUAUAGUCUGUACAUAGACCUCGGAACAAACUUCGUGCAGGAGACUCCACCAACCCAGGUUGUGCCUUCCUAGCCACCAGAUGUUUGCCUUUGGCAAGAUAAUAAUAUUGACCAACUGGAAUUUUGGCUGGAACAUAAUUACCGGGUGUAAUUAUAGAGCAAUCAUCAACAUUUAUUAAAAUUAGAAAGAACAAUAUAUUAUGAUCUCUUGUAACAAUCUAUUAGAUACUUUAUAUACUAACAGCAAGUUCAUUACCACAGUGUUCUAAUAAUUUUAACUCUGUAAUAUAGAUAAAUGAAAAUCUCCAUUCUGAGACAACAAAUAUGAGUAUGCUAUUUUUAUAAUUUGGUUACACAAUAAGGAUUACAUUUUAUGAAAUUUACAGAACUUUUCAGAAUUUUGUUAUGCUGUCUCUGAGAUAUAGGUGCGUGCACUUUCAGCGCCAGACACUUUUCUAGGAGACUGCAAAAAGUACCAAGGUGUAUUCCCUAUGCUGUAUCAAAAUAAGCCAGGCCAGUCUUUUUAUAUUUUUACAGCCACUUACAUUAAAUGUUACAGCUUUGUUACUUUGGGAUCAAAAUACUUAAUUAUUUCAUUUCUUUCUUAAAAAUCUACUUUAAAUUGCUUAAGAACUUAUUUUAUUGUUUGGGUGGCAGCAAAAUUUAAAAUUUAAUUUUUCAUAUUCAUAAUAAAACAUUUACAAAGCUUUAAAAUAAUUGUAAUAAGUUAAGUUAUUUUACUCAUGAGUCAUGCCAUUACAAGCUUGUCUGAACGAGGGCGAUGUGCCAUAAUGUACAUAGGUAAGUUUGUGUAUAUCAUAAGAUAUUGUUCUAGAGGAAAUCCAUCAUCACCUACCAUUCUACUACUUUCUAAUAAAAAAAGUAGAUACCCACCCGAGUUUGAACCACAAAUAAACUAGUAACACUACAACAAUGAGAGUUAAAUUAAAAUUUAGCUUGUUUAUUUCUGCAUUUAGACAUAUAAAUUGAAUAAUGUACAAAUAAUAAUUUCUACUUUUCGUUUUGAUGCAAUGAAAAAGGUACCCUAAGUGUUGAAUUUUUUGAAUUAUAUGAAUAAAAGUUGUUAUCACACUGCCAUCUUAACUUUUAUUCUUGAUUGGGCGGUUCAAAAGAUUCUUUUUGGUUAUGUUAUGAAGCUGUUAAAAUCAUUAUCUUGGCUGUGUAACUUUUUAAACCAGUAUAUAUAAAACUUUAAUUUUUAACAUGGGUUUAAUUGAACUUAUAUAAUUGAUUUACCGCAUAAGGUACCUUCUCGUUGAAAUACACAAAUUGGUAGACUGCAAAGGGCUGUGUCAACGAUCCUGCAUGGUCCGCUCACAAGCAUGAUUCUAAGAAGAAGCCAUAACAAUAGUUGUUUUAACGUAUUUGACCAUUUCUCAUAAGGGCUUUGACCAGCAAUGGCUGGUUUAAAAAUAAUUGCUUACUAAGAAGUUUUUUUUUUAAUAUUUACAUUAUUUACAUUUGAUGUAUUUGAGUGGAAAUGCUUUGCAUUUAAUCAGACAUAAAAACAGUCUACAAUGUUUUGAUGAAUUGAUUAAUGAUUUUAUCCAUAUGCAAGCUAUAAUAAAACCUUACUUAAGUAAGCUAAAGGUCAUUGAACUGAAAGAGAGUUUUUAAUUCCAACAAGUUUUCCACUAUAAUUACUGUUAUUGUUGUCUAUAAUCUUAUGAAUAUAAAUAGGACUUAUUUUACAAAAAUCCAGAUUAUAGAAAAGAAAAGAAGUAAAAAUAUGGAGAUGCAUACAAUAAAAAGUGUAUUCCAGAAAUAUUCUGUAAUGAUUACAAAAUCAGUAAUAUUGAAAGCAUUAAAAUUGAUUUAUUA
Messenger RNA from Homalodisca vitripennis (glassy-winged sharpshooter), 2753 nucleotides. RefSeq lists its product as uncharacterized. The transcript is spliced from 6 exons. The coding region runs from base 505 to 984 and encodes 159 amino acids. NCBI's taxonomy places the organism in Eukaryota, Metazoa, Arthropoda, Insecta, Hemiptera, Cicadellidae. The record is from RefSeq and is a predicted model, not a curated record.